Molecule: messenger RNA, 6668 nt
Organism: Callithrix jacchus (white-tufted-ear marmoset)
Lineage: Eukaryota; Metazoa; Chordata; Mammalia; Primates; Cebidae
Source: RefSeq, a predicted model, not a curated record
ACGUAUACACUAUAUAUGUAUAUAAAUACAAUAUUCACUGUAAUAUAUAUAGUCUGCAGGCUAUACACUAAAUGUAUAUACACACACACACAUAUAUAUACAUAUACACUGUAUAUAUAUUACAAUGAAACGACAACUAAAGCAAACAGCUAAAAACUUUGUGAUAGGAUCAAACUCUUACAUAUGAAUAUUGACCUUGAAUGUAAAUAUUCUAAAUGGCUUACUUUAAAGGCAAAGAAGGGCAAGUUGGUAAGAAAAGAGACCCAUCUAUCUGCUGUCUUCAAGAGAUUCAACUCACACAUAAUGACACCUCUAGGCUCAGAGCAGAGGGUUAGUGAAAAAUCUGCUAUGCAAAUGGAAAAAAGAAAAGCAGGAGUUGCUAUUCUUAUGUCAGAAAGAACAGAGUUUAAAUCAACAACAGUAAAAUCAAGACAAAGAAGGGCAUUACAUAAUGACAAACGGUUCAAUUCAGCAAGAAGACUUAACUAUCCUAAGUCACACCCAACAUUGGAGCACCAGGACUUAUAAAACAAGUAUUUCUAGAUCUACAAUGACUUAGCCAAACAGUAAUAGUCAUGAACUUCAACACCCCAAUGAAAACAAUGGACAGAGAAUCAAGGCUGAAAAUUAACAAAGCUAUGAACUUGAACCCAACACUUGACCAGUUAAACUUAGUAGAAAUUGCAGAAUACUCCGCUGAUCAACCACAGAAUAUAUAUUCUCUCAUCUGCACAUGGAGCAUACUACAAGAUUGACCAUAUGCUUGAGCAUAAAGCAAGUCUCAAUAAGUGUAAAAAGAAUCAAAAUCAUACUAGUCAUACUCUUGGGCCACAGUGGAAUAGAAAUAUAAAUCAGUUUCAAAACAACACCCUUACAUGGAAAUUAAACAACUUGUUUCUGAAUAACAUUUGGGUAAACAAUGAAAUCAGAAAUCAAAAAAUUCUUAGAAAUAAAUGAAAACAGUUACAUCGCAUAUCAAAAUCUUUGGGAUACGAUAAAAGCAAUGUUAAGAGGAAAGUUGAUAGCAAUAAAUGCCUACCUCAAAAACCAGGAAGAUCUCAAAUUAACAAUCUCACAUCACUCCUGGAAAAAUGAGAAAAACAAGAACAAACUAACCCCAAAACUAGUAGGAGAAAAGAAGUAAAUACAAUCAAAGCAGAAAUGAAUAAAAUUGAGACCCCAAAUCCAUACAAAGAAUCAACAAAACGAAAAGUGGGUUGUUCAAAAAGACAAGAGGAAUAGACCACUAGCUAGAUUAACAAAGAGAAAAAGAGAAGAUCUGAAUUAGCACAAUCAGAAAUUACAAAGGAGACAUUACAACCAAUCCCACAGAAAUACCAAAGACCCUCAGAGACUGUACGAACACCUCUAUACACACAAACUAGAAAAUCUAGAGGAAAUUGAUAAAUUCCUGUAAGCACACAAUCUCCCAAGAUUGAAUCAGGUAAAAACUGAAAUGGUGAAUGGACCAAUAUCAACUUCAAAAACUGAAUCAGUCCCUCACCCCAUGCCCAGGCCCCACCAGCGGAAGCCCCUGUGCCUGUACCAUGUCAAAGAAAAAAGGAUUGCAUGCAGAAGAAGAGAACUCUCAUGAUGGAAAUAUUUUUUUAACUAAAGAUGUAUUUCAACUAAAAGACUUGGAGAAGAUUUCUCCCGAAGAGAGAGGCAUCACUUCUUCGUCAGUCAAAGAAGUCCUUCAAAGCUUAGUUGAUGAUGGGAUGGUUGACUGUGAGAUGAUUGGAACUUCUAAUUAUUACUGGGCUUUUCCAAGUAAAGCUCUUCAUGCAAGGAAACUUAAGUUGGAGUCCCUGGAAUCUCAGUUGUCUGAGGGAAGCCAAAAGCAGGCAAGCCUAAAGGAAAGCAUUGAAAAGGCUAAAAUUGGCCGAUGUGAAAUGGAAGAGCGAACAACGCCAGCAAAAGAACUUUCUUCACUUUGAGACCAAAGGGCAAGCUAAAGGCAGAAGUCGAAAAAUACAAAAAUUGUGACCCACAAGUCGUGGAAGAAAUAUGUCAAGAAAGUAAAGGAGCCAAAGAUGCUGCUAACAUAUGGACUCAUAACAUAUUUGCAAUAGAAUCUUGGGCAAAAAGAAAAUUUGGGUUCGAAGAAAAUAAAAUUGAUAAAACUCUUGGAAUUCCAGAAGACUUGACUACAUAGACUAAAAUAUUCCAUAACGGUGAAGGAUGUAAAUUUUAAACUAUUAUCUAAAUAAGUGUACUGAAUUUUCAUUUGCCUGUAACUGUAUGUAUUCUUUUAUUAAUGUUAAAUAAAGUAUAAAAUACAAAGAAACAUUAAAUCUGUAAUAAAGAGCCUAUCAACCAAAAUAAGCUUUGUACCAAAUGGAAUUACAGCCAAAUGCUACCAGAUGUACAAAGAAAAGCUGGCACCAAUUUUACUAAAACUGUUUUAGAGAAUUGAGGAAGCACUCUUCCCUAACUCAUUCUGUGAAACUGAUGUCUCCUUGAGACACUCACCUAGUAAAGAUACAAUAAAAAUUGAAACCACAGGCCAAUAUUUCUGGUGAACAUAGAUAUAAACAUCCUCAACAAAAUGCUAGCAAAUUGAAUCCAGCAGCACAUCAAAAAUUAGUCCACUAUGAUAAAGUCUGCUUAAUUCCUGGGAUUCAAGAUUGGUUCAGCAUAUGAAAAUCAAUAAAUGUAAGAAUGCGAUUCACCACAUAAGCAGAAUUAAAAAGAAAAACUAUAUGAUCAUCUCAAUAAAUGCAGAAAGAGUUUUAAUGAAAAUCAACAUCCCUUCAUGAUGAAAACUCUCAAGAAAGUAGGAAUUGUAGGAAUAUAAAUAAUAAGCCAUCUAUGACAAACUCACAGCCAACAUCAUACUGAACAGGUAAAAAUGGGGAGCAUUAGCCUUGAGAACUGGAAUAAGACAAGGAUGCCAACUCCUGCCAUUCCUAGUCAAAAUAGUACUAAAAGUGCUAGCAAGGGCAACCAGGCAAGAGAAAGAAAUAAAAGGCAUCAAAAUAGGAAAAAAAAAAGUCAAACUACCUCUCUUUGUGGACAAUAUGAUUCUAUACCUUAAAAUCCUAAGUUUUAUCAUGAGCCUCCUGGAACUGGUAAAUGACCAACCAAGUUCAGGAGACAAAAUAAACAUACAACAAGUACUAGCAGCAUUUUUAUACACCAGUCACAUUCAAGCUGACAGCCAAAUUCAGAAUGCAACCCUAUUUACAUAGCCACAUACACACACACACACAAAUAAGUACAGAUAUAUCUAACCAAGGAAGUGAAAGAUCUCUGCAAGGACAACAAAACAAAACAAAAAAACUGCUAAAAGAAAUCAUAGAUGGUACAGACAAACAGAAAAAUAUUCCAUGCUCAUGGACUGGAAGAAUUAAUAUCUAUUAAAAUGACCAUUACUGCUCAAAGUGAUCUAUAGAUUCAAUGCUAUGCCUAGCAAACCACAUUACCCAAUUUCAAACUAUAUAAGAAGGCUACAGUAAUCAAAACAGCAUGGUACUGGUACAAAAACAGACACACAGACCACUGGAACAGAAUAUACAGCCCUGAAAUAAGGCCACACACCAACAGUCAUUUGAUCUUUGAUGAAGUCCACAAAAAUGAGCAAUGGGGAAAAAAACCCUUAUUCAAUAAAUGGUGCUAGAAUAGCUGGCUAGCCCUAUGUAGAAGAAUAAAAUUUGACGCCUACCUUUCACUGUACACAAACAAUAACUCAAGAUGAAUUAAAUAUUUAAAUCUACGACCUCAGAUUCUAAGAAUUCUAGAAGAAAAUCUAGGAAAUACCAUCUGGACAUGGGUAUUGGGAAAUAUUUUUUGACUAGGUCCUCAAAAGCAAAUGCAAAGAAAACAAAAAUCAACAAGUGGGCCCUAAUAAAAAUAAAAAGCUUCUGCACAGCACAAGAAACUAAAAAACUAAAAACAGAGUAACAGACAACCUACAAAGUGGGAGAAAAUAUUUGCAAACUGUGCAUCCAAUAAAGGUCUAUUAUCUAGAAUCUUGAAGGAACUUAAACAAUUAAACAAGCCAAAAAAACCAACAACCUCAAUAAAAAUGGGCAAAGGACACAGACAGAGACAUCUGAAAAGAAGGCAUAUAUGUGGCCAACAGACAUAUGACAAAAUGCUCAUCAUCACCAAUCAUUAGAUAAAAACAAAUCAAAACAACAAGAUGCCACCUCUAUAAUAAUAGUCAGAAUGGCUAUUACUAAAAAGCGAAAAAAGCAACAGCUGUGGGUUAGGCUGUGGAGAAAAGGGAAUGCUUAUAAGGUGUUGACUGGGAAGUAAAUUAGUUCAGCCACUGUGGAAAGCAGGUUGAAGAUUGCUCAAAUAAUUUAAAACUACCUUUUGACCCAGCAAUCCUAUUACUGGAUACAUAUCCAAAAAAAAAAAAAAAAAAAAAAAACCCAAAAAACAAAAAAACAAAUAAUUCUACCAAAACUACACACAUGCUCAUAUGUUAAUCACAGCAUUAUCCAUAAUAGCAAAAUCAUGAACCUAUAGAAUCUAUACCUAAUGUAGGUGACGGAUUGCUGGGUGCAGCAGACACCAUGGCAUGUGUAUACCUGUGUAACAAAACUGUACUUUCUGCACAUGUACCCUGGGACUUAAAGUUAAUAACAAACAAUGCAGAAAUGUAGGCUUCAAGCACAUUUAAUAUACUAAAGAAAGACUAAUUAUGAUAUGUUAUAUUUUCCAUUUCUUAAUUGUGGCUUUGAAAGAUAAUUAGCACUGAUGCCCAAAGACAUCUUUUGUAUGAAAUGAAUCAGCUGCUCUCCCCUAGGUACCAUCAUUGAAAGAUAUAAGAAAAUAGUCACUAAGGCCGGAGGCGGUGGCUCACGCCUGUAAUCCCAGCACUUUGGGAGGCCGAGGUGGGCGGAUCAUGAGCUCAAGAGAUUGAGACCAUCCUGGUCAACAUGGUGAAACCCCGUCUCUACUAAAAAUACAAAAAUUAGCUGGGCAUGGUGACGCACGCCUGUAGUCCCAGCUACUUGGGAGGCUGAGGCAGGAGAAUUGCUUGAAACCGGAAAAUGGAAGUUGGAGUGAGCCGGGAUUGCGCCACUGCACUCCAGCCUGGCGACAGAGCGAGACUCUUGUCUCAAAAAAAAAAAAAAGAAAGAAAGAAGAAAAUAGUCACUCAAAUUGUUUUUUGUGGUCUGUGGUUAAGACGAUGUCACAUACCACACAUCCACACACAUCAUAGCAGAUGUGCAAAUUACAUACACACAUGCACAUAUGUAUGUAUACACACAAAGUUUAUUCUACAUGCAUUGGUGCAUGUAUUUAAUAGACUAAGGGGGACAAAAGUCAUUUCUUCAAGUAAAUAUAUUUUCAUGUUGGUGGUCUGGGGACCUAACAGAAGUGCAUUAAUUGAUUUGGUAUCGUAGAGUCAGAGAAUACCUAAACAGCAAAUUCUCCCAGGACAAGGCUUGUGUCUGAUAUUAAUCAUACGUUAACUAGUUAUAUGGCUUUCAGCCUGCUUAAAAAUUCCUUGAACACAUGGCGGACUGCAAAGUUGAAUGGCUCAUUGACUGAAGCUAAGAAUUUCCAUGGAAACUGACAUUAUCUCUGUAUGGCAUCAGCUCCAACACAUGCUGUAGAUGAGUUGUUCUGCCUUCCAUAGCCAGGACACUAGGCAGUCACAAAUGGUGAGAAAUGGCCCUGGUGCCACAGGUGAGGUGUCAGCCACUUCAGAUGCUGCUUGGGGAACCAAACGGUGAGGCCUACAGUGAAAUCAGGAACAGAUGAGCUUGAGGAUCUCUAGGCUGCCUGUGAAAUUGUGCAUAAUAACUGAAAUAAUCAUCCGCUCUAUUGGCCAAAACACUUCUGUUUUCCUAAUUAUUCAUAAAAUAACCCAACAAAACAAAUAUUUCAUAAUAUAGUAAAAGUGAGCCCUGCAGCAUUGGACUUUGGCAGUAGAUUUUUGGAAGCUUGGGGGUUUUAGACAUUAUAGUAUAUUCAGGAAUGUGUGUGCCAAUCUAAUUAGCAGAGUUUCCCUCUAUAUUUAGACAUUCCAUAAUAAUUUAAAUUUGAAAUAAAUUGUAAGUGUUUUUACCAGAAAAAAAUCUGUAAUUUUCAUUUGCCAGAGUGCUUUUCGGAAGCUUUCAAAGUUACUGAAAGGUGAUUUUCUGUAACUGUUUUACUGUUCAAAUCCAAUUUGUUUCUGCCACCAGGUAUUUUUCUUCCUGGAUUUUUCGGAAAUCAGUCUUGGACCAUUGGAUGGUACUGUCAUAAGGGCCUCACUUCCUAUGGUGUAAUUGUCUCUUGGUUUGACAGUUUAACAAAUACACAGUGAAAGUCCACUGUGUACCAACAGCUGUGAUAUUUGUUUUUCCAAGGAAGAUGCCUCAGCCUGAGUGUUCAAUACUCUCCAUCUGUUUGUGUAGGAAUGUGUUCCUUUGUUACCAUGACUAUGCUGCUAAUUUUCCUUUUAGAUGAUACGCUUCAGGAAAACAUGCAUUUUACUUCCUGGAUUGCAAUGUUGUUUUAGGGUAAUUUAAUGCAUAUAAAUUAUUUUUGAAAAGGCUUUGUGACAAAUUCAUGUUUUAUAUCACUUCUUUGGAUAGGGAAUUAAAAGUAUACAUUUCCAAGUUUACUGACCACGGAGUAAAUAUUUUUGUGCUGUGUGAAGCACUGUGCUCAGCAGAACUAUUUGAGUGUUUUGCAGAAUCCGUUUCUCAUCUGGGAAUUAUUUG